AUGACACUUCUUAUUUGUUUUCUUACCUUGUUUAUUAACUCUUUCAGUCAUGGGGGUAUUGUCGUAUUAAGCUUUGACAAGGCGGCAACCAUUGACCCUGAUGUACAGAGCAAUCGGGGUUUGGCAACUUGUUUCUCACAUAUAUCAUCACAAGGUCCCGUAGCACCGAACAGCGUGAAGGGAAAAGGGGUGCUGAACUUUUGCUUCCUGACCCGUUCCCUGACUGCAAACAUUGUGCCAUUGUGUUGGUCUUUUGAUCACCCUGCUCUUGUUCUCCAUCGUUACAAUUAUUUUCAACAGGUUAGCAGUUGUGUUUCAUAA
This is a messenger RNA of Trypanosoma brucei brucei TREU927, 321 nucleotides long. RefSeq lists its product as hypothetical. NCBI's taxonomy places the organism in Eukaryota, Euglenozoa, Kinetoplastea, Trypanosomatida, Trypanosomatidae. The coding region runs from base 1 to 321 and encodes 106 amino acids. The record is from RefSeq and is a predicted model, not a curated record. The transcript has a single exon.